Messenger RNA from Labeo rohita (rohu), 1697 nucleotides. RefSeq names its product phosphatidylinositol-5-phosphate 4-kinase, type II, gamma b (gene pip4k2cb). The transcript has 10 exons. Bases 294 to 1556 code for a protein of 420 amino acids. The record is from RefSeq and is a predicted model, not a curated record. Gene Ontology annotation, biological process: phosphatidylinositol metabolic process. Gene Ontology annotation, molecular function: phosphatidylinositol kinase activity. Lineage: Eukaryota; Metazoa; Chordata; Actinopteri; Cypriniformes; Cyprinidae.
UCAGCACACACAAUACACAGCAGUACAUCUCUUUUGCUUUUUCACCAGCACUGAACUUCUGCAAGAAAAACUACUCACUUCUGAAAGAAAUGCUGAUCAGGCAUGUGACUCUUCUGGAUCAAGUUCUCUCCAGUUUUAUUUGGAGCAAGUCAGCCGAGCAGAUUAUCCUCUACUGUAUAGGUCGCUGAGUUGCAGUAUUUAAUAUUUCCCGGAAUUUCAAGACAUUCAUCAUCACAACUGAGGUGGCAAGUUGUUGUUUUGGUCUAUGAUUACCUGGGUACGUUUCUGCAAUUAUGUCUUCUCCUGGUAAGACAGGGGCAGUUUCAAGCUCAGCAAGAAGACUUUCACGAACAAAAAGCAAGAAAAAACAUUUUGUACACCAAAAGGUGGAGGUAUUCUGGGCCAGUGACCCCAUCCUGACUGUGUUUAUGUGGGGCAUCAAUCACACGUAUUUACCUUUGCAGAUAAACGACCUCUUUCAAGUGCCUAUGCCAGUAAUGCUACUUCCAGAUGACUUCAAAGCCAACAUAAAAAUGAAAGUCAACAACCAUUUAUUUAACAAGGAAAACCUGCCUGGACAUUUUAAGUUUAAGGAGUACUGCCCACUGGUGUUCCGGAAUCUAAGAGAGCGAUUUGGAGUUGAACAUCAGGAUUAUCUGGUUUCUCUUACACGUAGUCCUCCAGCAAAGGAUGACAAGAGUCAGGAAGCAGGUUUGGUGUUGACAUCAUAUGACCGUACACUAAUUGUCAAGCAAAUCUCUAGUGAGGAGGUGGAGGACAUGCACAACAUUCUUUCAGAAUACCACCAGCACAUCGUAACGUGCCAUGGAAGCACACUACUUCCGCAGUUCCUUGGCUUGUACCGUGUUACUGUGGACAAUGAAGAUACAUACCUUUUGGUCAUGAGGAAUAUGUUCAGCCACCGACUAACUAUCCACAGGAAAUAUGACCUCAAGGGGUCAUUGGUUUCUCGAGAAGCAAGUGAUAAAGAAAAGGUGAAAGAACUGCCUACCUUCAAGGAUGUUGAUUUCAGAAAUAAAAUGCAGCGAGUGUACAUCAGUGAAGAAGAGAAAGGAAAGCUUUUCGAUAAACUGAACAGGGAUGUAGAGUUUCUUGUGCAUUUGAAGAUCAUGGACUACAGCCUGCUCCUGGGCAUUCAUGAUAUUGGCAAGGCAGAGCAAGAAGAAGGGGAAGAAAUUAAAGACUCUUUAAGUGAAGAGGAGGAUUCAGAGAAUGACCUGUCCCUUACAGCUGUGGGGUCUUUUGGCACUUCCCCUGAAGGCAUUGCAGGGUACAUGAGCUCUUAUAAACCUCUUGGUCCAGGAGAGUUUGACCCUUACGUUGAUGUGUAUGCCAUCCAGAGCACAGUUGGUGCCCCACAUAGAGAGGUAUACUUCAUGGGUCUUAUAAACAUUCUGAGCCAGUAUGAUACCAAGAAGAAAGCGACUCAUGCAGCAAAAACAGUCAAGCAUGGAGCUGGAGCUGAGAUCUCUACAGUUAAUCCUGAACAAUAUGGCAAGCGGUUUAGAGAAUUCAUUGUAAACAUCUUUGCCUAAUUGAGAGCAUUUUAAAUAUACUCUUACAAAUCUAGUGGGAAAAAAAAGAUGGUUUGUACAAUUUCCUCAUUUGAUUAUUAAACUGUUUAGCAUAUAUAAAUGAUAAAAAAGUAGUCAUAAAAUUGUAUUAUAAUACUCUGA